Molecule: messenger RNA, 4772 nt
Organism: Symbiodinium necroappetens
Lineage: Eukaryota; Dinophyceae; Suessiales; Symbiodiniaceae
Source: the annotation of a GenBank genome assembly
AUGAGCAGUCUAAUCGGAGAAGCCAGGCCGAUGGCCGGCCAAUGCCGCCGCCUCAGAGCCAAACAGGCCAUUUGUGUGCGAACCGAGGCUGCGCACGCAACCGACGACCAUCUCGAAGAUGGGCCGACGACCUUGAUGACGCAGAAGCCUAGCGUGUUGCAUCCUUUCGUGUUGCGAGCGACGCGGUACGUUGUGGAGCACAGACUCUUCACCAUCCUGACAACACUCCUGACAGUUUAUGCCCUCACCGGCGACGAUUGUCGCCUGCUCUUCACCCACCAGCCAGCAGAUCCAGUCUUUGAUGGACUUACCUUGUUUUGCAUCUGUGUCUUCGUGCUGGAAAUCGUGCUGUGCAUGUUUGCAAAGGAUGAUUACAUUCUUAGCUUCUUUUUCUUCCUGGACAUAAUCUCUACGAUCACCUUGGUGAUCGAUCUUACAUGGAUCGCUGAUAUUAUUCAGGGGGACGACGAGGACAUGUCCAGUGAUGAGUCUGUCUCUGGAACUGCAAAGAUUGGAGCUAGAACCUCUCGAGUAGUUCGGGUGCUGAGGCUGAUACGAAUCAUCAAGCUGUACAAGGCAAUCUACGAAGCUAGGCAGCUGCAGAAGAAGAAAGAGGAGCUUGCGAAGCAAAUUACCCUCGAGCAGAUGUACCCUGCCAACGACGAUGAGGAUUCCUACGACGAGAUGGAGGCAAACACGGCAAGCAUGACGAAGGCUCCGGGUAAGGAGAGCAGGGUAGGGAAGAAGCUUUCUGAGCUGACCACACGCCGUGUCAUCCUGCUCGUCCUCGUCAUGAUGCUGGUGCUCCCGUACCUCAAGGUCGAAGAGGCUCAACAGUUUCCUACCUCUGCUGGGUAUGGUGCAGACAUUGUGAAUCAGGCCUUUGAUCAGUACUUGGCCAGCAACUCCACGGCCGACAAGGAGAGAUACGACAUGGCCUUGCUUGAGUACAUCUAUUACCACAACUGGUACACCAAGCAGCUGCCUGAGUGCCCGAUUACCGAAAGCGACGGCUCGCGAUCAUGUUCAAGCUCGAUUUCCUUCGACUCGCACGUGUUCUGGGUUGGCUUUGUGGCCACGAAUGAGGCGUUGCUUCUGGAAAGACUCCCGAAAGCUUCAGUGUCCCCAAGUGCAGUGGCAGACAUGGAAGCCCUGGUGACCCAAACAUCGGUCGGUGAUCAGGCGUGGCUUUAUGUUUUUGGCCACAUGCCAACCAACGUCCAAGCAACUCUCGGACUCAGUUGGAGCAGAGACUGUCCCUUGAAAGACAACAAGAAGCGGCGUGGGCUCUCCAUUUUAGCAGAAUCAUUUCAGGAAGGUCAAUGGCAGGUUGACUAUGCAGUUCCUUGUCCAGAUGAUCUGCGAAGAGCCGAACGCAAGAAAUACACUCCGCGCUUGAACAUCGCGAAAGAUCAGUUCGAUGAACUUCACUUUGCAUUUUACUUCGACUUGCGACCGUUCGUGAAGCAGGAGUCUGUGUUCAAUCUGCUCACUGUCGUGUUCGUUUGCAUCAUGCUGCUUCUCGCCUCCAUCGGCUUCACCAACGACGCAAACCGACUUGUGCUGUAUCCUGUUGAGAACAUGAUCGCCAAGGUGGAGACAAUCCGGGCUAACCCCUUGGCUGCGAUGAAAGUGGCGGACGAGGAGUUCAAGGUCGAGGAAAUCAACAGGGCCAAAGCUGCCAAACAGGAGAAAACACGCUGCCAGGCACUCUUGGAGUCCAUGGGAUGCUAUUCCAAACGGGAGAAUACAGAGAUCAUGGAGACAGUCAUCUUGGAGAAGACCAUCAUCAAGCUGGGAUCUCUCCUUGCGCUUGGCUUCGGGGAGGCUGGCGCGAACAUCAUCGAGCACAAUAUGCACGGUGUCGACAGCGCCUGUGUAGACGCCAUGGUGGAAGGCACCCGAGUGGAGUGCAUCAUUGGUGCUACCCGAAUACGAGAUUUCAGCACUGCGACAGAGGUUUUGCAAGCCAAAGUGAUGACCUUUGUCAACCAGAUAGCAGAGAUUGUCCACGGGGUCGUCGACGAGUUCCACGGCGCCGCGAACAAAAACAAUGGUGAUACAUUCCUGAUGAUCUGGAGAGUGGCUGGUGACGACGAGAAGGUCUCCAAGCUGGCUGACAUGUCCAUUCUGGCUUUCACCAGGAUUCUUGGUGCCAUCCACAGGACUCCGGUUCUGGCAGCAUACCGUGGUCAUCCUGGCCUGCAACAGCGCUUGGGCAAAAAUUGCAGGGUAAACCUCAGCAGUGGCCUUCACUACGGCUGGGCCAUCGAAGGAGCUGUCGGAAGCGAGUUCAAGAUCGAUGCGUCAUAUUUGUCGCCGAAUGUCAGUAUAGCCGAGACGGUUGAGCGAGCUACGCAGAUCUAUGGCGUAAGCUUGCUGGUGGCAGAGUCAGUGGUCUCCAUUUGCUCAGCGCCCAUGGCCGCCAAGUGCCGGCUCAUCGACCGGGUCAUCAUUACAGGGUCCGUGGUCCCCAUGGACCUUUAUGUCAUUGACCUGGACUACAUGAGCCUUACGGUGGAGCCGCCUCUGGGGCCCCAGCGCUGGACCACCAAAGACCGGUUCAAGGUGAGACAAUUUCUCGAAAACGAGAAAGAUCAGAAGCUGGCAGACGGCGUAAAAAUGGUGAACCUCUUCAACGAGAAUGCAGAUAUCGCUUCUAUGCGCUUCCGGUACACGCUGGAGUUCAUUCAUGUCUUCAACAUGGGCUACCAGAAUUACUCGCAGGGAGAGUGGCAGGUGGCACAACGGAUGUUAGCUCGCACGAGAGAUAUGCUCGGAGUGGAGGACGGGCCAAGCAUCGCAUUGUUGAAGUUCAUGGAGCGAACAGGCUUCGAGGCUCCAGACAACUGGAUGGGUAUUCGCGAUCUUGGCUUGCUUCCGUUCAUGAGCAGGGCCCUUCUAGGGGCGGACGGUCUUUUCCUACAGGCUCCUUUCAUGAGCUUGGGCUCCCGGGUGGCUGCACUGGAACGUGAGGAGCUUCGGCAGUCACACCUGGCUCGCGUGGAGCCGCCUGCCGGGAGAUUGGGCUUUUUCUCCGCCGGUUUUUACCAGGUUUUCCGAUUGCAGUGUGCUCGGCGGCUGGGCUUGAGCUGCCAGCAAAGUGGUGAGAUGGCUCUUUCUGAGCCCGAAGCCGACUUCGACGGUGAGCCUGUUACGGCUCGGGACGCCCUUGCUUCGGGCGAAGGCUUUGUGGAUUCCUUUUGCCCGCCGGCCUUGUUGCGAUGUGGGGCCGACGAAGGGGACGAGGCGAUCACAGUGCAAACUUUAGUGGUGCGAGAGGUGGAGGGAAAGUUGGUUGUGGCCGUGCCUGCCUCCGCCUGGCACAGAAAGGUGUCGAAGCGUACGCUCCCGAAAGGGUUUUUAACCAAGGUCGCUGCUGCAGAGGUUGCUGCCUGUGCCGCCUCCGAUCGAGGCACCGCCGUCGAGGGCGUCGCUUUAAGGGUCUGGUUUGGUCUGCUGGAACUCUCGGCAGAGCAUGCUCUGGAUGUCUCGGAAGACACCGCCUCAGUGUCUCUUGGGGCGCUGGCCGAUGGAAGCCCUGCCCUGCCCUUUGUGCCUGCCCUCGUUGCUGCUGUGAACGAGAGCUUUGCCUUCGUCUCUGCGGAGUCGGCCGGACCCGCUUCGGCUCCCCUUGCUGCUCGUCUCGACCGUCUCGAGCGGCUGCUUUCGUCCCUGCCUCUGCAAGGUCCUCAAGAGCCCGAGGUGAAAGGUCAGGCCCGUGCCAAGAGCAAGGCGGCUCCGAAGGCUGCUGCCAAAACCCAGCAGGUGCGAGGUGUUUUGGAUCCGUCGGUGGCAGCAGCUGCAAAGGCUGCUGGAGUGCCCUCUACCACCCUGAGCGAGUUCGAAAGGCUGCUUGCCCAACCGGCUGGGAGUCGCUUUGCCCCCGAGCCUCUGCCUGUCGCCGGCCCCGACCCUUUGGAAGAGUCGGAGGCGGAGGCGGUGGAGGACGACGAUGGUGCCGAGGUCGCGGCCGCAGGUGCUGGAUAUCCCGCUCUCAGGCCGAAGCAGCCCAAGGAGAGCAGCCAAGCCGAGCAGUUUGCCGCCGCUAUGUUCAGGAUGAUGGAAGGAUAUUCCAGAGGGCAAGCAGCAAAAGCUUCAGCUUUGGAGCGGGCCAUGGACGGCGUCGGAGGUGGUACGGGCGAGUCCUCGGGACUCCCUUCGGGCCGGCGAAAUGCAUCAGCCCGCCGGGCCUUGCGAGAAGCCCUGGUGAGCUCCCCGGGCGAAGUGACAGCGGUGAUAGAACGGCUGAUGCAGGAGGAUAUGGCUUCCUCAGCCCCGGGGGUGGGCAUGCAGCAGCAGACCAGUGCCAGAGCGUGGCUGGAACACCGGUCCCGCGUGGGCCCUUACCCCACAGCGAUGUACCUCAGCUGGUCGGCCGCGGGGGCCCUCGACGCCCUGCGGGCCGGCCUCGUCGACCAGGCUCGCGCGAGACUCAACGUGAUGUUGAUGGUCAUAGACCAGAUGUCGGUCGACAAGGGGUCGUGGACCCUAGCCUCCGAAUUGACCCUAGAACUCCCCCCGCCGGUCCAAUCUUUCCGUCUCAGGGAGCAUGCGGCCAGCAGCUCAGGCGGGUUGGCGUAUUCCAGACUAUUGGAUGCAAGGUGGGCAGAGGUCUCGCUGACUCACCUGAGGGAGCAGAUGGACUUUGCCGAGCGCCGGCAGAAGCUGCAGAAGGGGCAGGCCGCAGCACUGAGCCAGGAUACGGCUCCCGAUCUGAAUGCCGAGGGAGCGGCUGGUGCCCCGGGGCGUCCGCCCAGAAAGCCCCCCAA